Messenger RNA from Bacillus rossius redtenbacheri, 2160 nucleotides. RefSeq names its product ras-related protein Rac1 (gene Rac1). The record is from RefSeq and is a predicted model, not a curated record. Gene Ontology annotation, cellular component: cytoskeleton; cytoplasmic vesicle; cell projection. Bases 99 to 884 code for a protein of 261 amino acids. Gene Ontology annotation, molecular function: GTPase activity; GTP binding; protein kinase binding. Gene Ontology annotation, biological process: engulfment of apoptotic cell; regulation of cell shape; regulation of actin cytoskeleton organization. Lineage: Eukaryota; Metazoa; Arthropoda; Insecta; Phasmatodea; Bacillidae. The transcript has 7 exons.
AAUCUCUAUGGUAAUUACUGUACAUGACGGAACAGUAGGAGGUGUGUGUUGUGUAUUUGUGUGAAAAAUGCAAGCUAUUAAGUGUGUCGUUGUUGGAGAUGGAUUGUGGAAUGAGCUGUUUGGCAUGUGGUACUGCUGAGGCUGGAGGUGUGGUUUGCGACCCACGAGUGGCACGGAUCGCUUGUCGUGGUGUUGGUAUGCGUGUAAACAAGUGCGGUGAGGUCGGCUACCGGGAGAGCAGAGCUGCUGUGGGGGCACCACCAAGGUCGCAGCUUGCUCGUCCCAUUGUGACCUUCGUACCGCAUCUCGAGUACCUUACAAAUCUCUGCUGCAGUAGUUUCGCCGUGGGUAAAACCUGCCUGCUGAUCAGCUACACCACGAAUGCCUUCCCUGGGGAGUACAUACCUACAGUGUUUGACAACUACUCUGCAAAUGUCAUGGUGGAUGGGAAGCCCAUUAACCUAGGACUGUGGGACACGGCAGGCCAAGAGGACUACGACAGACUCCGGCCCCUCUCGUACCCUCAAACGGACGUGUUCCUGAUCUGCUUCUCGCUGGUGAACCCCGCCUCCUUCGAGAACGUGCGGGCGAAGUGGUACCCCGAGGUGAGGCACCACUGCCCCUCCACCCCCCUCAUCCUGGUGGGCACCAAGCUGGACCUGCGGGAGGACAAGGAGACCAUCGAGAAGCUCAAGGACAAGAAGCUGGCCCCCAUCACGUACCCGCAGGGGCUGGCCAUGGCGAAGGAGAUCGGCGCGGUCAAGUACCUGGAGUGCAGCGCGCUCACGCAGAAGGGCCUCAAGACGGUGUUUGACGAGGCCAUCCGAGCCGUGCUCUGCCCCAUCCUGCAGGUGAAGCCCAAGAGGAAGUGCAUCAUCAUCUAAGCGAGGACCGGCUCCGUGUUGUGACGAGAGAACUGUCUGAGGACGCGAGGCGGCCCGGGCCGUCUCUGGCCCCGUCCGCCGCGGCUUGGCGCUCGCUGCUGUUCGGUCAGGUCUUAACACAUUUCUUUUUGCUUCUCAACGUUACUUUCAGCUGCGCAAGAUGUUCAACUCCCCUGUUCACAUGUGGUUUUGUUUGUUCAGAGAGCAUGUAUUUUUGUAUUGUACAAAGCAGUGAUUUAAUUAUCAGUAUAUUUGACUUGUUAUGUAGGGUUUACACACUUCUGAAGGUUGUGUUAUAACUUUAGAAAUAUAAAAUAUCAUUUCUUUUUUUUUGGGAGUACAUAGUGUGUGAAAAUUUCUUUAACAGUUUUAUAGAAAAGUUAGGCACGUGGAAAAAUAACGUAAUUUCUACUUCACCCGCAUUUCUUUAGUUCCUUAAUUUUAGUUACUGUGAUGGAUGGUAAUUGAUGCUAGGGUUAACAUAACAGAAGUAUGUUUGAUGAAACACGUGGCUUCCGAGCAUUAAUAUUAUUACUAAAGCGUUACAGCAGAUACUUUGUAAUCAUUUGUAACAGUGGACCCAUUGGCAGUGGAAGACAUUAGAGAGAUUUUAACAGCAUGACAUCAAGGGUUGUUGGCGUGGUGGGAAUUGGAUUGCAUACAACUAGUGAUAAGAAUUAUGAUUUAUGAUUGUUGGAAUUUUAUUGUCAGAGCAUAAAUCCAGAUUGCAGUGUUACGUCCUAUAGUGCUAACAGAAAAUUUAGGAAUAAUAUUUUUACAAUUUAUGUGUCUUUCAGUAUCUGUUUGUAGUGAUCAUUUAUUUUCAAAUAGCUUAACUGAUAUGCAAUGCUUCCUUCUACACUAUACCUUUAUUAAACAGUUUUUUGUAGAAUUGUGUUGUUAUUGUAAUGAAUAAAUAAACACCGAAAGAGUUGUAUCAGAAAAGUCACUCUGGAAUAAUAUAAUUUUGCUUCUCAUAAUUAAUAUUUAUAAUUUUUUGUGCACAUAUUCAUUGAAUGUAACAAAGUAUAUGACUGCAGUUAGUUUGUAAAGUAUUGAAAUUUAACAAAUUUACUAAGCAAAGAUGUAUUUUGAGGAAAUGUAGCAUUAAGUUAAAAGCUAUUAAUUGUUUUCCUCCGAGAGUAAAAUGCUGUAACUCUAUAAAAUAAUCACACUGUUGGUUCAAAUUAUGUUUGGUUGAAGUAAUAUUUAUAUAAUUUCGCUUUUGUUUGUGCAAGUGUACAUAUUGAAUAAAGCUAUGAAUACAUUUGUUGAA